AUGUCUUCCGGUGCACCGCUAAUGCGACCAGGUCAACUGACACACUCGCACACACCACUUAUGCAACACAGUUCGUCCACAGGAUCCGAUUCAGCCACAUCUGCUGAUCGAAAGUCUUCUUCCAGACACGCAGGUUCUAACCCAGGAAAUGAUUUCGACGAAGACCUGCGCUCCGGAACAAGCCAUGUUGCAAGUUUAUCCGAUGGCCAAUUGACGUCGACUCCAGGUGGUCCCACCAGUCCGCACGGGCAAGUAUCCAUUGUAUCAGAUUCAAUAACGCCGUCGAAAUUUGGCCGACGAGGAUCCACGAAGAGUCGGAGUUCCAAAUGUGAAGAAUCUCCAGAAGAAUAUGGUGAAAUAGAGCUCAUAUUGACCUUCGAUGACUCCGAUCAGAGCUUAACUGUGCACGUGGCUCGGGCACGUGGGCUACCCGGAAUGGAUCUCAACGGGCUGGCAGACCCAUUCGUUAAAGUCAGAUUGCACCCGGAUCCCACAGAAGAGUUGCCGGGAAGCUUGUGGGGGGGGGGGAAGGGGGGCGGGGGUGGGGGGGGGGUGGAGGUAGUUGGGGUGGGAGUGGGGGGGGGGGGAGGAGGGCGGAAGGGGGGGGGUGGAGGUGGUGGGGGGGUGGGGGGGAGGGAGUCGAGAGUGGGAGGGUUGGGAGAGGGGGGGGGGGGGGGGUAG
Messenger RNA from Dicrocoelium dendriticum, 681 nucleotides. The record is from the annotation of a GenBank genome assembly. NCBI's taxonomy places the organism in Eukaryota, Metazoa, Platyhelminthes, Trematoda, Plagiorchiida, Dicrocoeliidae.